AUGUUCGCUCGCACCGCCGCCUCUGCCCUUCGCGGCUCCUCGCUCCGCGCCAUGAGCACGGCAGCCGCCCAGCGGGCCUCCUCUUCGGCCCGCCGCAGUGCCGCCGUUGCGAGCAGUCUCACCGCCGCUGCUGGUCUGACGUUCUACGCCCUGUCGCAGCCUUCGCUUGAGCUGGAAGGCCCCAAGACCAUUGCGGGAGAGUACAAGACGGUCACCGAACGCAGCUUUGUCAUGCUCAAACCCGACGGAACAAGCAGACAGCUCCUUGGCAAGGUCAUCAACCGCUUUGAAGAGAAGGGAUAUAAGCUGGUCGCGAUCAAGUCUCUCGUCCCCAGCGAAGCUCUUGCAAAGGAGCAUUACGCCGACCUUGCUGGUCGACCAUUCUACCCUGGUCUGGUUAAAUACAUCACUUGUGGAGUACCUGUUAUCGCCAUGGUGUUCGAGGGCAAGGACGUCAUUCGCCAGGGCCGUCGUAUCGUCGGAGCUACGAACCCGCUCGAGGCCGACCCGGGAAGCGUCAGAGGUCAAUACGCCAUCAGCGUUGGUCGCAACCUCAUUCACGCCAGUGAUGGAUUCGACAGCGCCACCACUGAGAUUGGCCUUUGGUUCUCUGACGCUGAAAUCGCUUCCUACAAGACCGCAAACGAGGAAUGGGUUGUAAGCGAUAACUAA
This is a messenger RNA of Tilletiaria anomala UBC 951, 672 nucleotides long. Its product is annotated as putative nucleoside-diphosphate kinase. Gene Ontology annotation, biological process: GTP biosynthetic process; CTP biosynthetic process; UTP biosynthetic process. The coding region runs from base 1 to 672 and encodes 223 amino acids. The transcript has 6 exons. NCBI's taxonomy places the organism in Eukaryota, Fungi, Basidiomycota, Exobasidiomycetes, Georgefischeriales, Tilletiariaceae. Gene Ontology annotation, molecular function: nucleoside diphosphate kinase activity. The record is from RefSeq and is a predicted model, not a curated record.